This is a messenger RNA of Lolium rigidum, 732 nucleotides long. Its product is annotated as protein RADIALIS-like 4. Lineage: Eukaryota; Viridiplantae; Streptophyta; Magnoliopsida; Poales; Poaceae. The record is from RefSeq and is a predicted model, not a curated record. The transcript is spliced from 3 exons. Gene Ontology annotation, molecular function: DNA-binding transcription factor activity. Bases 119 to 427 code for a protein of 102 amino acids.
UCGCUCUUGUUGCAUACAAACACAAGCCAAGCCAGUGAUCUAGUAGCACUAGUAGUUGUAGUACCGGUAGCCAUUAAAAUUCACCUAACCAUUGUAUUUCUUGAGAAGCCACUAGAGCAUGAGUCCACCAUGGACAAAGAGGCAGAACAAGCUGUUCGAGAAGGUGCUAGCCAGGUACGACGAGAACACGCCAGACCGCUGGCAGAAGGUGGCGCGGGAUGUUGGCGACGGCAGGUCCGCCGAGGAAGUGAAAAGGCACUAUGAGGAGCUGGAACAAGACGUGAAGCACAUUGAGGAAGGAGACCUCCGCCAGUACGGCGGCAGCGGCACUAGAAGCGGCAACACCAAUGGAGGCUCCAGCAACGGUGGCAGAAGACAGGAACAGAGGAUCAAGACUAAGGACAUGUAUCUGCCUACAAGGCAGUGAUCGCUGGGCCGGUGCAAGAAGGAGCUGGUCUUACACAGCUAGCUUCAUCCCUUGCCAGCAUGAAACCAGUACUCUAUCUACAAUAGAUACACACGACCUACACCAUUGUGAUGGUGAUCCCGUAGUCCUGUAGGUAAAGCUGCUACCUAGCGCGCUCCGACGAUGAUGAUGACCACGGCGACGAAGCAAAAAAGAAAGUCCUAGGCAUAAUCAAGCCCCCGCAUCGGAGCUGUAUCUUUCAUAUAUUUUGCUCUACGUGUAUAUGUCCCACCACAAGCUAUGGGUAGCUGGUACUGCCGGAGGUA